AUGUCAUCUACAGAAUUUUCAAUUUCGCAUUCGAACUUGGGUGUGCUUCUUGAAAAGCAUAAAGGUACAUAUGCAAGAUUUCGAUGGACUCGUUCUUGGGAUUUUAUAAUGGGAACGAUAUGCUACACCGUUACUUAUACCGGUUACAACACGUACGGUGUCGAAAGUAAUCCCGGAGUAAUACAAUACAUGCUGGUGGGGAUAUUUGUCGGACUGCCCAUAUUUUAUACUCAUAUAUUUCUUGGGCAAUACUGUCAAAUGGGGAUGUUAAAUUUUCGUCAUAUAAUGCCGAUGGCUAGAGGAAUAAUGUAUACGUUUUUGGUGUGCGUUUUAAUGAAAACAAUUCGAUUCGGAUGCGCGCUAACCGACACGAUUUUAUAUCUUUUAAUGUCUUUCCAACGAAAUUUGCCGUGGUCAAGAUGUCCUAAAGGAUACGAAGAUGUUUGUAGUGGAAAUAAUUCUUCAGCUGGGUAUCCACAUACUGCCUACGUAUUUUGGAGAUACAUUUACUCGGGAAAUCCAACUUUGGAUAUGCAAAAGAUUUCGUAUUCUAUGCCAUCAUUUAUCAUGGUAACUUGCUUUUCAAUUCAAUGGGUUUUCAUGUUUAUAGUGGCAGUUGCGGCUUAUUGGAAUCAUCUUAAAUUGACGAAAACGUUGUUUUACAUACAUUUUUCAAUUUUAUCCAUUUUAAUGGUAGCUUUAGCUUUCAAAGCGGAAAGCGGCGUCUCACCUUACACUUUAAUUUUUUCUCAAACAUCGGAAUUAUUUCAAUUAGAACCUUGGCUUCUUGCCAUACGAACUGUUCUCGUUAAUUUUUGUUUGGCUGAUUUAUAUAAUAUGUAUUCUGGAGCUCAUUUACCUAAAGGGGCUUUAUCUGGUACUUUAUCCUUUUGUUGUGUGUGUGCAAUAUCGGUGUUAAAUUUAAUGGCUUCUUCGCUAUCGUAUAUUUGUUAUAGCAUAAUAAAUAAACAAUAUCCUUCUGGUAUAUCUGUGAAACAUCCUCACGAACUCAGUGCGGGAGUUGCGCAUAUCCUCAUCAUCAUCCCCCAAGCUAUAAGUACUCUAACCGUCCCUCAAUUAUGGUCCUCGUUAUUUUUUAUAUCGUGCAUUUGUUUAAUUGUCUCAAAUCAAAUGCUUCAUUUAUUCAGCAUACAAAUGACCAUCACGGAUAUGUACCCCAACUUUGCAAAAUAUAGAACAUAUCUUUUAGCGGGUUGUUGUUUAUUUGGUUGUGUCGCCGGAAUACUUCUCCAAUCAAAAACAAUAUAUGUAGCUGCAAAAUAUGCCAUAGAAAAUGCGAUGGACAAUCUCGUCGUGAUUUGUAACCUUAUUUGGACCGUUACUAUUUACUGGGUGUACGGCGUAAGCACAUUAUCCGAUGAUAUACAAUUCCUAAUGGGAACACAACCAACGAAAUUUUGGAAAAUAACCUGGUAUUUAGUACCCUCCAUUUUAGUCCUAACUAUAAUCGCUUAUUUCUCGCUUCACGCCACAAUGCAUCAAAAUUAUAUCUUUAUAAACGUAUGUAUGUUGAUGAUGUUGGUAACGCCGUUUGCCUUUUUUUUUGUCUCGGAAUUAUUCGUCAGUAUAAAAAGGAAGAAUUUAUUGGGAACCUUUCAAGCGCACAGAAAAUGGGGACCGCCGGAUCUCGAAGACCGCAUUUAUAGAAAAUUUUUUAACCCAUCUACAGAAACUAAGUAUCAAGCUCACAAAUUGAUAUGUCAUCAUAAUUGUUUAUUGUCGAGUCCAGUUUUAAGGAACGUUGUUCAUCAAGAAAACGCGUUAAGAGAUAAUUAUUUUAACGUAUCUUCGAAAACUGAGGUAAUGGAUGGAUAUGAAACUCAAUCGAGUAUUGUUGGCAGUACUUCAAUGUAG
Messenger RNA from Onthophagus taurus, 1875 nucleotides. Its product is annotated as creatine transporter-like. The record is from RefSeq and is a predicted model, not a curated record. Gene Ontology annotation, biological process: sodium ion transmembrane transport; amino acid transport; nitrogen compound transport. NCBI's taxonomy places the organism in Eukaryota, Metazoa, Arthropoda, Insecta, Coleoptera, Scarabaeidae. Gene Ontology annotation, cellular component: plasma membrane.